AUGGAACCGUUUACGUCGAGUAUCAACCUCUUGCUCUGGGUUUUGACGCAGAUGACGUUGGGUCCUACCGCUGGAACUUCAACCAUCUCGCCUCCGCCCAGCGGUACCGGUGAAUGCGUGACGACAAUCAUCGUGACCGUUACCGGCGGUGCCAUGACGGAAACAGUUCUAGGACCUACUCUAGGAACGUCAACCGUCUUACCCGCGUCCGGGUGCAUUACCGGCUGCGUCACGAGAGUGUUCGUCACAACCACCGGCAUGCUGGUCACUCAAACUACUCUCGGCUCCAGUGCAGGAACCUCCACGAUAUUGCCGGCUCCGGGAUGCAUUAGCCAUUGCGUCACCAGUGUUGUCGUCACCGUCACCGGCACUCUCGUGACCAAGACCAUUCUCGGUCCAGUGGCCGGCACGACAACCGUCACCCCGACUCCUGGGUGCAUUACGGGCUGUAUAACCACCAUUUUCGUCACGGCGACAGGUAAAGUCACGACAGUGACUACCCCCGGGCUGUUGCCUGGGACCACGACGAUCCUACCCGAAUCUGGAUGCAUCACAAGCUGUACGACAAGCGUUGUCGUGACCGUCACAGGGGGGGUGACGACCUUUACCACCCCGGGACCAACGGCCGGGACGACAACAAUCACGCCGAAACCCGGGUGCAUUACGAGUUGCACGACAACUGUCAUCAUCACCGUUACCGGCGAGCAUGUGACGGUGACUACCAUUGGUCCAAGCCCAGGCACGACGACGCUGGCACCGCCUCCUGGCUGCAUCACGCAUUGCACGACGACUGUAAUCGUCACCAUAACCGGCGGAGUCGUGACUCGGACCACGCUUGGCCCAACGCCAGGCGCUACAACAAUGUUGCCGCCGGCCGAAUGUGUUACGAAUUGCAUCACGACCGUGGUCAUUACCGAAACGGGGGCCAUCAAGACGGUGACCACGUUGGGAACAAUGACCGGCACUACGACAAUUUUGCCGGGGCCUGGGUGCGUCACGAGCUGCACGACGAGUGUCAUCGUCACCGUAACUGCCGGGCUUGUCGUCAAGACGACACUUGGUUCCAGUCCAGGUACCCAGACGAUUGUGCCUCCCAGUGGAUGCAUUACAAGCUGCACCACCACCAUCAUCCUCACGCAAACUGGCGCCAUCACCACCAUCCUCACGCCAGGACCAUCUCCCGGUACGACGACGAUCUCGCCGGUAGCCGGAUGCAUAUUGGACUGCACGACGAGUGUCAUCGUCACCGUGACCGGUGGAAUAGUAAUUCGAACCACCGUAGGUCCUUCUGCGGGAACUACGACAAUAAUGCCCCCCGGUGGCUGUGUUGAAAGUUGCACGACGAGCAUCGUAGUCACGGUAACCGGGAGACUGGUAACAGAAUUGACCUUGGGUCCAAUUCCGGGCACUACAACCAUCACACCAAGCAUCGGGUGUAUCACAAGCUGCACUACGAGCGUCAUCAUAACCGUGACAGGCGGAAUCAUUACAAAGACUACUCUUGGACCAACUGCCGGCACCAGGACGGUCUUGCCCUCCACGGGGUGUAUUACAAAUUGCAUCACGAGCGUUUUUGUAACACAAACUGGAGUAAUUACUACGGUCACUAGCUUGGGCUCAACUGCUGGCACGACGACAAUCCAGCCAGAGUCCGGAUGCAUUACAAGCUGCACCACAAGAGUCGUCGUAACGGUUACUGGUAACCUUCUUACCAGGACUACUCUUGUUCCAAGCCCAGGCACUUCAACAAUCUUGCCACCAGCGGGAUGUGUGACGAGUUGUACUACGAGCCUUGUCAUCACAGUAACUGGUCUAUUCACAACAGUGACAACACUGGGGCCAAGCCUUGGUACCUCGACAAUCUUGCCGGUGCCUGGCUGUAUUACCAGUUGCACGACUAGUGUUAUCGUUACGGUUACCGGCAGAGUUGUUACUGAGACGACAAUUGGUUCCGUCAAGGGUACAACCACAAUUGCUCCCCCCCCUGGGUGUGUUAACGACUGUACCACGACAGUCAUUGUUACUCAGACCGGAGAGAUCACUACAGUAGUAAUAGUCGGACCAAUUGCCGGUACGACGACAAUCCCGCCAUCAUCGGGAUGUAUUACGGACUGCACUACCAGCGUAUUCGUUACCUUGACGGCCGGAGUUGUUACCAACACAAUUAUUGGCGCGACACCAGGUACUACAACGGUUUCCCCAUCCCCCGGAUGUACAACAGGUUGCAUUACGACCAUCAUUGUUACGCAGACUGGUGCAGUGACUACGAUAACAACACUAGGUCAAUCCCCAGGCACCACGACUGUGCAGCCGGCACCUGGAUGCAUCACCAGUUGUACGACGCGCGUCUUUGUUACUGUUACGGGUGAUGUCGUCCGCACGACGACCCUUGGCCCAGUCCCGGGUACUACGACGGGUUUACCGGCGCCAGGAUGCAUUACGGGUUGCACGACGAGCGUCUUUGUUACCGUAACUGGCGAGCUGGUGACAGUUACUACCAUUGGUUCAACGCCAGGCACCACGACGAUGCAUCCAUCAUCAGGAUGUAUUACGGGCUGUACGACGAGCGUCUUUGUUACCGUAACUGGCGAGCUGGUGACAGUUACUACCAUUGGUUCAAUGCCAGGCACUACGACGAUUUCCCCAUCUUCGGGAUGCAUUACUAGUUGCACGACCAGCGUCAUCGUAACAGUUACUGGUGCACUCGUUACUUCAACGAUGCUCGGCUCUACUCCAGGAACAACAACGAUAGCGCCGUCCCCUGGGUGUAUUACUAGUUGCACAACUACGGUUAUUGUUACGCGAACUGGCAUGAUUGUUACGGUAACAACCCCUGGGCCGACCCCCGGUACCAUUACCAUUCCGCCAGACCAAGGGUGUACUGCAGACUGCACCACCAGUGUCAUUGUGACCAUAACUGGCGGCAUUGUAACUAUAACAAGUCUUGGUCCUACCCUCGGCACCAGCACGAUUCCCCCGCCAAGUGAGUGCAUCACAAAUUGUGUCACGACCAUUGUCAUUACCCAAACAGGUGCAAUCACAACAGUCACGACGCUAGGAUCGAUUCCGGGCACGACAAUGAUCUUGCCGGAGCCCGGAUGUAUUACGAGCUGUACAACUAGUGUCAUCGUUACCGUUACGGGCAGACUCAUUACCAUAACGACUCUUGGCGCAACCGUGGGAACUUCAACUAUUUCGCCUCCACCUGGAUGCAUCGAGAGCUGUACCACAAGCGUCAUAGUCACAGAGACUGGCAUCAUCACUACUCUGUUGACAUUGGGAGACGAACCUGGCACAAUAACCAUCACACCAUCCUCGGGAUGCAUCACUGAUUGUACGACCAGCGUUGUUGUAACGGUAACCGGCGCACUGGUUACUGUAACAUCAAUCGGCCCAACCGCAGGCACCUCGACAGUUGUGCCUCCUACUGGAUGCACUACCAGCUGUACAACGAGCAUAAUUGUCACGCAAACUGGUGAUAUUGUUACCAUCUCAACGCCGGGACCAACGCCCGGCACCACUACAAUUCUUCCGUCAUCGGGGUGUAUCACUGAUUGCACAACGAGUAUUUUCGUUACUGUAACAGGUGCACUAGUCACAACAACAGUAUUGGGUUCAGCAGCGGGAACUACAACGAUUCCACCUUCAUCUGGGUGUAUAUCAAGUUGUACUACGACCAUCAUUGUCACCCAGACUGGUGACAUUAUUACAAAUACAACUUUGGGACCAACGGCCGGCACCACGACUAUCGAGCCAUCCUCAGGAUGCAUCAUUGACUGCACGACGAGCGUAUUGGUAACCUUGACAGGUGCAUUGGUUACGGUAACAAGCCUGGGUCCAACCGCAGGGACCACUACCAUCGAACCUUCCUCUGGAUGUAUCACAAGCUGCACUACGAGCAUUAUAAUUACGCAAACUGGUGAAGUAACUACAGAAACUGUAUUGGGAUCAACUCCUGGAACGGCAACCAUAUUACCUUUGCCCGGCUGCAUCACUAGCUGUACUACUAGCGUCUUUGUUACUGUUACCGGCCAACUUGUAAUCAUGACUAUUCUGGGUUCAACGCCGGGUACUACAACCAUUGUGCCGCCCUCUGGAUGCAUUGCAGACUGCACUACGAGUAUUAUUGUAACCCAAACCGGUGGCGUUACUACGUCUACUAUGCUAGGUGUGCUGGCCGGUACUACGACCAUCCUCCCACCAUCAGGAUGCGUCACUAGUUGUACGACAAGCGUUAUUGUAACGGUGACUGGGGAACUCGUUACAUCAAUAACACUUGGCCCAACCGCAGGUACCACAACCAUUAUGCCAUCAUCAGGAUGCAUCGAGGACUGCACGACAAGUAUCAUCAUUACCCAGACUGGAGUCAUUACAACUAGGACAAUUCCAGGGCCGACACCGGGCACUGAAACGAUUCUGCCUACCUCUGGAUGUUCUACGAGCUGCACAACUAGCGUCGUUAUUACAAUAACCGGCAGACUUGUAACUGUUACAACCCUUGGUGAAACCAGGGGUACUACAACCAUCACGCCGCCGCUUGAGUGUAUUGGAGACUGUACAACAAGCGUCAUCGUCACGGAAACCGGUGGCAUCACUACUGUAACAAUGCUGGGAUCUGUAGCAGGAACAACAACCAUCACUCCAGCGCCCGAAUGCAUUAUAGAUUGUACAACAAGCAUUGUCAUCACCCGAACUGGUGAACUCGUUACCAGAACGACUCUUGGUCCAACAGCCGGCACGAUAACUGUUGUCCCAUCCUCUGGGUGCAUCUCCGACUGCACUACAAGCAUCAUCGUUACACAGACUGGCGCCCUUACUACCAUUACAACUCUAGGAUCCGCCCCCGGUUCGUCGACAAUUUUGCCAACUUCUGGUUGUAUAUUGGGCUGCACGACUAGUGUCAUCAUCACUGUAACCGGCGAUGUUGUGUCUAGAACGACACUUGGUCCGAUUGCAGGAACGAUAACCAUUCUGCCAUCCUCUGAGUGUAUUGGACCACACCAGGCACUACAACAAUACAGCCUUCUCCGGGAUGCAUCAUUGGCUCACAACAAUUGGUCCAAUGCCGGGGACUACAACUAUCAUGCCACCUUCUGGGUGCAUUACAAGUUGUACUACGAGUGUCAUCGUCACCCAGACUGGCGCCGUAGCUACAGUUACAACAAUAGGGUCAGCUCUGGGUACCUCCACGAUUCUACCAUCAGCAGGAUGUAUCACCAGCUGCACAACUAG
Messenger RNA from Drechmeria coniospora, 5232 nucleotides. RefSeq lists its product as uncharacterized. The transcript has 4 exons. Bases 1 to 5232 code for a protein of 1743 amino acids. The record is from RefSeq and is a predicted model, not a curated record. Lineage: Eukaryota; Fungi; Ascomycota; Sordariomycetes; Hypocreales; Ophiocordycipitaceae.